AUGAUGACUUUUCUAGCUGAACUGAAUGGACUGGAACUAUGGGCUACCAAUAUUGGUAACGCCUACCUAGAAGCCUACACUAAGGAGAAGGUAGCAAUUGUAGUUGGACCAGAGUUUGGACCACUUCAAGGUCACACUCUUAUUGUGUCAAGAGCUUUGUACGGAUUACGUUUGAGUGAAAAAAUGUGGCAUCAGAGGUUUUCAGCAUGUCUAGAGGAAGAAGGAUUCUUUCCUUGCAAGGCAGAGCCAGAUAUUUGGAUGAGACCAACUGCUGACGGAUCCUCCUACGAGUAUGUGGGAGUGUAUGUUGACAACCUUGCAAUGGCAAUGAAAGACCCACAAGCUUUUGUAGACAAACUGAUCAAAGUCUACAAGUUCAAGCUGAAGGGCACAGGACCACUUGAGUUCCACCUUGGAUGUGACUUCUACAGGGACGAGCAUGGGGUACUUUGCAUGCACCCAAAGAAGUACAUUGACCGCCACUACGGUUUCGGAGAAACAUUGAGCUGGAGGGCUGGCGCGCUAAGUCUUCAUCUCAAUGUUUCUCCAACAACAACUUUGACUAUGAAGGGACUUCAUCAGCACAACAACUUGUCACAAAUCUUUGGCCCAACCCAGGAAAAUUUGAACUUGUUUUCAAUUUCUUCAGGCUUUAGUUGA
This is a messenger RNA of Cylindrotheca closterium, 660 nucleotides long. Lineage: Eukaryota; Bacillariophyta; Bacillariophyceae; Bacillariales; Bacillariaceae. The record is from the annotation of a GenBank genome assembly.